Molecule: messenger RNA, 5088 nt
Organism: Branchiostoma floridae (Florida lancelet)
Lineage: Eukaryota; Metazoa; Chordata; Leptocardii; Amphioxiformes; Branchiostomatidae
Product: protein kinase C-binding protein NELL2-like
Exons: 22
Coding region: 375-3029 (884 amino acids)
Molecular function (GO): calcium ion binding; protein binding
Source: RefSeq, a predicted model, not a curated record
CAGACGCAUUUCCGUCCUGCCCACCCCCGCAGCUGAGUGGUUCAGGCCAUAAAUAGGACCGUGGCCGUCGGACGACAGAAGCUGAGUGACUUCCAACAGUGAGGAGAGAGUUGUUUUUUCAACAUUUUCCAGCGAUAUUUUCCUCAAGAAAAAGAAAGUUUUCCUCAGAUUUCUUUGUCUAGACAGUAUCUUCCCUUGUUAGUGAAGUUUUGAGGUCCUGUGAGCCGGUAAACCGCAGUGUUUCAAGCGAGUGAGUCAAUUUAUCGACGGCGGAGUCACGCGUUCUUCGGCGGGCCUUCAGCAUCACACAUCCCGCGCCGCGCUUCAACUGGGAAUCCCGCCAGCGGCUAGAUCUAGCGAAGCCGCCCGUCAAAAUGAGAACAACCGCCGUGGCAAUCCUCGUCUUCCUCAGCACCCUGUCUCACAUAACAGGGUCUGCUGGAAGUGGCAGCCCAGCUGACGUGGAGAUCAACCUGAUCAGGGGAGCACAGCUGGAGGAGCAGGCCAAGCAGAAAGGGUCAGGGGUCAAGCUCAUGCUCAAGGGUCAAGGGCAGCACGGCCAAUCAAAUGCCUUCCUCCUGAUAGGUUGCAGCACUAGUUGGGCAGUCAUGGAUGUUCUAGGAAUGAACAAACAUGAUUGUCCCAACAGAAAUCUGGAGGCGUCCCCGGAGGCCUUUGAACGUGCGAGAAGCCUGUUGGCCAAGUCUGAUGAAGUCACCUUCUCAGCCAUCAUCAAGCAAGACAACAGGAAUUCUGGGAGUAUCAUCUCCUUUUUUGGAAGUGAUGGAAGGUACUUGGAGCUUGAGACCAGUCGUAGAAAGAACACCAUCCGUUUUCACUACCGAUCGAGGGGUAAGCUCCAAAAUGAGGUCUUUUUCUACCAGCUGGACAACCAAUGGCACAAGGUGUCUCUGACCAUCAGCGGACAACAGGCGAUACUGCAUGUUGACUGCAACCAGAUUUACAAACGCAAACUGAAGGCAACGCCAAGCCUCGACCUCUAUGGUAAAGGUGUCAGCCUUUGGUUGGGUCAGAGGUCAAAAGAUCGCUUAGUGUAUGAGGGGGGGAUUCAAGAUGCGAAGAUCAUUGUCCAUCCCCGUGGUUACCAGUCGCAGUGCCCUGACCUGGACAAACCCUGUCCGACCUGCGGAGAUAUCUCCAGUCUGGUGGACACAGUCAAGGACCUGACUUACCUGGUCGCCAAGCUGAAUGCCACUCAGCAGCCGGAGACUAGAACCUUGGCCUCCUGUGACUGCCCGCAGGUGUGCUUUGUGGGGCCACAGACGUACCGCGAGAGGGACAGCUGGAUUGACGGGUGCUCGGAGUGCACCUGCCUGGGCGGGGAGGUGCAGUGUGCCCUACGGGCGUGCCCCGAGGUCCCCUGUCCCAAACCCACGGUUCCUGAGGGGGAGUGCUGUCCAGUGUGUGGUGCUCCCUGCUCCUAUUAUGGCAAGGACCUACAGGACGGAGAAUACCACGCUCUACAUGUAGAUGUGGGAAGGGAUGUGUGCUAUUUGUCUGAAUGUGUUGAUGGUAACAUGCAGCAGAAACAAGUCACAGUGUCGGAGUUUUGUCCUGCUCUAGACUGUGAUCUAUCUCUUCAGACCCUUGAGGAAGAAAAAUGUUGUAACAUUUGUCAAGUUGACCCAUCAGUCUCUACGGAUACAGAUAUAGAAGUAAUUCAACAGCCUCUUAAGUUAAGAAGCUUCAACAUCGAACUUAAAGAAACUGACCACUGCCUGGAAGGUAAUGAGUGCCACAGCAAUGCCACCUGUGUGAACAUGCCUACAGGCUACACCUGUCUGUGUAAGGAGGGCUUCCUAGGUGACGGCAGGACUUGUACAGAUGUAAAUGUAAUAAUUCAAACGACUUUUAAGUUGUUUGAAACCUUCAACAUUAAAGAUGUGGAUGAGUGUGCGUCCAUCGGCAGUCCGUACAGCCACAGUUGUGGUGACAACACCCGCUGUGUCAACCUACCCGGCUCCUACAUCUGCGAAUGUUUGCCUGGAUACAAGCAGCUCACAGAGCACAAGUGCACAGAUCAGAAUGAAUGUGCCUUGGGAAUGGACCAUUGUCACCCUAAUGCCCAGUGUGAGAACACCAUGGGAAGCUAUGUCUGCCGCUGUAACCCCGGUUUUGAGGGGGAUGGCAUGGUGUGCACACCGGUGUGCACCACUCCCUGUGAGAAUGGAGGCCUCUGCAUCGCACCUGAUUACUGCAGCUGCCCUGCAGGAUUCACUGGGAAAGCCUGUGAGACAGACAUUGAUGAGUGUGCAGCAGGAAACCCCUGUCCUGACCACUCGGACUGUGUGAACCUGCCAGGCUGGUACUUCUGCCAGUGUAAGCCUGGCUACAAGAGCAAGAGGAACGAGAACAGGAUGCAGAUCGGGGCUUGUGAAGACAUUGAUGAGUGUUGGACUGGUGACCACAACUGCCCCUCCACCACGGACUGUAUCAACAUCGGUGGCUCCUACAAGUGUAAGUGUAUCGACCCAGCCACGUGCUCGGGCAGCUGUAUAUACGAGGAGAGCGAAUACAGGAAUGGGGAGUCCUGGAGGCCAGAUGGGGACCGCUGUGGGACAUGUACCUGCCAGGACAGUAUUGUAACCUGCCGAGAAGACUCCUGUAACUGUGAGGACAAAAACACAGACAUGUACUGCUGCCCGGAGUGUGAUCGCACCAUGAACUGUCUGCACCAGGACCAGACCAUGGUCUACAACAGCAGUGAUACGUGGAUGUACCAGUGUCAGAUCUGCAAGUGCUUGAAGGGGGAAAUAGACUGCUCCCCCCUGACAUGUCCAGAGCUCACCUGUAAGCACACCUACAUACCUGAGGGGGAGUGCUGCCCAAGGUGUGACCCUUGCUACCUGCCCACCAAUGAGGCGACCUCUGACCUCCUGCAGACAUGCAUGCACAAUGGUAUUGUGUACGCUGCCAGCACUAACUGGGCACCCAAGGACGAGCCAUGCACACGCUGCGAGUGCAAGGGUGGCCGUGCGUGCUGCCACGUCACCGACGGAUGCAGAUAAAGUAGAGGAAACAAUGGCGAUGUUACAGGGUGGGGCAAAAGUAUGGCCACUAUUCCAGACACAACAAAUCCACAACUUUCUGCUGUAGCCGUGUAGUCAAGACAGUCAUCAUUUAACCCAGAGGAGAAAGCUGACGGGCUUGAAUGCAUUCCAGAACUUUUGUACCACCCUGUAUUUGAGAGAAAGGGUUAGACAACAAGCAUCUCCUAUGUAACUUGUUUUCUUCCAAUCACCGAUCAAUUAUGAGACAUUCUCCUGUAAGCGUUAUCAAUUUUUUUAAUCUAUUAAAAGGAGGAAAUUCCUGUAAUUGUUUAUUAAACAUUUUGUAUGGAGAUCAAAACAAAAGGAUGUAAAGGGUUAUGUUUCUAUUUUUGUGUUAGAAACAGUAUCAACAAUUUUCAAGUAUUUUUGGGAGGAUUUUCGAUUUGUCUGUUGAAAGUUUUGGGGUGAGGUUAUGACGUAACAGUACAAGACAAUGUAUAGAAAUUCCAACCUAUUUGUACAUAUAUUCUAUAGGUUGGAUCAUCGGAAAAUGGUAUCUAUGCAGCUUAUUUAUCAGUCUGUACAAUAGUUAGUGCCUAUGAAGAACUAGUAUGGUACAGUGGACAAUGGUGUAUUGACUUGUAUAGCCACCGUUUUAAAAGCAUUUUAGAUUAGAGUUGACCUAAAUGAAUAUUGCUCUGAAGGAAAAGUGAAAAAGUAGACCCAAAUUUCUACCAACAGAGCAGGACAUGAAACAAACUUGAUAAUAAAAUCAGUCCGUUUUUUAUAAUCUAACAAUAAUGAUGGUGGAUCAAUCAGAAUGCGAAAGUUGACAAAUCACAUUUGCUAUGUAUCAAAGUGGGUCCUUGUAUAAAAAAAGAUUGAUUGGCGGGUACUAAUCAAUGGUUGCACGAUCGUGCAGCAGCAAAAUGAAAAGUAUUUGAUAUUGGCACGACUUUUUACUCACAGCAGUAGGAGUUGUCACUUGUGGUAUGCAAAAUGCUAAGGUGUAACUUAGACAGACUGUAGUGUUGUUAAAUGAAGUGUAGCUUUUGACAAUGGCUGUGUGAACAUGUGGAAAUAUGAGGACCGAGUAACAUGUAUCUUUAAUAGCAGCAAGCGCCAGGAUUAUUAAAAAACACUACUUAUAUAUGUGUAAUUUGCAAACAUUCAAUCAACUGUAAUGUUUCUUCUAGAUAUUUUAUAUUAUUUUAAUCAAACAAUGGAGAUAGAUACAUAGAGAUUUUACGUUUUAACACUAUGGUAUACCUCAUAGUUUUCACACUAUGGUAUAUCUCAUGGUUGGGACAAAGAGGACUGGUCCUAAGUCCCUGACAUGUAUUUAUGAAAGUUUGCUAUGAUUAUUGUGUCUACUUUGUAUAGUUUACAAUUAGUUUGACAUAAACUACAAUGGACAAACAUCAUUCAUUGUACUGCAUUUGGUUACAUUUUGUCAUAUUUUUUAUGGUAGGUAACAAUAUCAUCCAGUACUUAUUACUGUUGCAUAAUCUUCAGUGCCAAUUUUAAAUGUUUAUUUUUAUAAUCUUUAAAGACAAGCCAUACGUAUUUUAGCAUGCUAUUUAUUUUGUAAGAAUUAUGACGGGGAGAGUAUCAUAUUACGUGCAAAAAAGUAUUGAAGUGAUGUAUGAAGAAAGACCUUCAAUACAUGUAAGCCUAGUAACAUCUUUUGAGCCCUUAAUCUUCCUGUAAUCUUUAAAUUUCCAAGGUUGAAAUAACUUAAUGCGGUGCUCGAAAACAGCCUGCUUUUUCAGUUUACAGUGUUUGAUACAUGACAUGUAUGUUAUGCCACUGUACCUGUAUGGUAACAGACCACAGCUUCAAAUCAUCCACAUAGAAUAUAAGCUGAAGGUUCUUGAUAUACUUAACCAAUUUCCAUGAGUUUCUUGGAAUUUGAACUGUCUCACAUCAGCUUCACAGAAGGUAAAUUGUACAUAGGUACUGGAGUUGAUGAGGGAUGGUCGAAUGGUGUCAUUUUGUGUGUGAAGGACACUUGUACCCACAGAACUCGUGCAUGUGAAUAAUGGCUCCCACUAUAUUAAAUUGCUCACUGUGGCAU